Bubalus bubalis (water buffalo) is the source of this 3631-nucleotide messenger RNA. RefSeq names its product zinc finger MYM-type containing 6 (gene ZMYM6). The record is from RefSeq and is a predicted model, not a curated record. The coding region runs from base 564 to 2570 and encodes 668 amino acids. The transcript is spliced from 15 exons. Lineage: Eukaryota; Metazoa; Chordata; Mammalia; Artiodactyla; Bovidae. Gene Ontology annotation, molecular function: zinc ion binding.
GGCGGGCGCAGGGCGGAAGAAGCGCAGUCUGGCUGGGUGGCUGAAACGUUGGGGUUUCGCAGCAGAGAUGGGCUGACAGGCAUAUGCGGGUCGCGUUCCCUCCAUCAGAUGCAGCGUUGCUGUGUUUGUACCCACUGACAGGCGUGGGAGUUAAUGGUGGGGGACGAGAUUUGGGGAGCGAAUAAGAUAUGAGCGCUCAUAGAUUGUUAUAACUGUGGCAAGUGGGCACAUAAGUUCUCAUCUCUCGCACUGGCUUUUAAGCCUGGCUUUGACCAUUUCCAUGCCUGGCUUGACUGGAUCAAGACAACUUUGCAGAGUUUUCGUUUGCUUCAGGUGUACUACGUCCAAUUUAGUAUGUUGACUCCUAGAAGAAGGGAAGUCUGCUGAAUGACUAAUCUUGUUUACGAGAAGAUUGGGCAAUGGAGCUCAGAGGGGCUCCUUCCUGGGCAUGGACCCGAUGAGACCCUGAAAAGUGCAGGUGGACCACUUUAAGGGAAUCCAGCUAUCUACCACCAAGAAGAAAUCUAUUUAGACUGAGAAAUCCCUUUACGUAAAAAAUUAGGAUGAAAGAACCUUUGGAUGGUGAAUGUGGCAAAGCACUGGCACCACAGCAAGCCCUUCUGGACAAAAUUAAAGAAGAACCUGACAAUGCUCAAGACUAUAUACAUGCUUCAAAGCCCAAAGCUCAGGAAAGUGAACUGAAAAUCAGUGCUGUGUUUUCAGUUGGUGACAGUCCUCUUGGUAAGAAGCAGAACUCCCAACAGUUGACUCCAGGCUUUCAGCUUUCUCUUGCAUCAUCUGGCCCAAAUGUAUCACUUCCUUCAGUUCCAGCUGUAGCUCUUCAGGUUUUUUGCUCUGGUUGUAAAAAAAUGCUUUAUAAAGGUCAAACUGCAUUUCAUAAGACAGGAUCUACUCAGCUCUUUUGCUCCACAAGGUGCAUCAUCGGACAUUCUUCAUCUGUCUGCCUACUACCUCCUCCCAAGAAAACCUGUGCAAACUGCUCAAAAGACAUUUUAAAUCCAAAGGAUGUGAUCACAACCCAAUUUGAAAAUUCCUCUCCUAGCAAAGAUUUCUGCAGCCAAUCAUGCCUUUCUUCUUAUGAGCUGAAGAGAAAACCUGUUGUUACCAUAUAUACCAAUAGCAUUUCAACUAAGUGCAGUAUGUGUCAGAAGAAUGCUGAUAUUCGAUUUGAAGUUAAAUAUCAAAAUGUGGUACAUGGUCUUUGUAGCGAUGCCUGUUUUUCAAAAUUUCAUUCUGCCAACAACCUCACCAUGAACUGUUGUGAGAACUGUGGGAGCUACUGCUACAGUAGCUCUGGUCCCUGCCGGUCCCAGAAGGUCUUUAGUUCCACAAGCAUCACGGCAUAUAAGCAGAAUUCAGCCCAAACUCCUCCGUAUGCCUUGGGGAAAUCAUUGAGGCCCUCAGCUGAGAUGAUUGAGACUACGAAUGACUCAGGAAAAACAGAGCUUUUCUGCUCUAUUAAUUGCUUAUCUGCUUACAGAGUUAAGACAGUUACUUCUUCAGGUGUCCAGGUUUUGUGCCAUAGUUGUAAAACUUCAGCAAUCCCUCAGUAUCACCUGGCCAUGUCCAAUGGAACGAUACACAGCUUCUGCAACUCCAGUUGUGUGGUGGCUUUCCAGAAUGUAUUUAACAAGCCAAAAGGAGCAAACUCUUCGGCAGUGCCUGUAUCUCAGACCCAAAUGAUUGUAAGCCCACCCUCUGGAUCGGCAGUGUCAGCCGGAAGAGGUCACACCUCUGCCUUUUCCCCCCGCUCCGUCAGCAGCUCUGUUGCAGCCGGUCUGCAGCCUCCUGCUCAGUUCCAGCAAGUUGCUUUAACCCAUAGGAUUGUCAGACUCAGGUGUCAGCACUGUAACCAUCUGUUUGCGACAAAACCAGAACUUCUUUUUUACAAGGGGAGAAUGUUUCUGUUUUGUGGCAAGCUUUGCUCUGAUGAAUACAAAAAGAAAAAUAGAGUUAUGGCAAUGUGUGACUACUGUAAACUACAGAAAAUUAUAAAGGAGACUGUACGAUUCUCAGGAGUAGAUAAGCCAUUCUGUAGUGAAGUUUGCAAAUUCCUCUCUGCCCGUGACUUUGGAGAACGAUGGGGAAGCUACUGUAAGAUGUGCAGUUAUUGUUCACAGACAUCCCCUAAUUUGGUAGAAAAUCGACUGGAGGGCAAGUUGGAAGAGUUCUGUUGUGAAGAUUGCAUGACCAAAUUUACUGUUCUGUUUUAUCAGAUGGCCAAGUGUGAUGGUUGUAAACGACAGGGAAAGCUAAGUGAGUCCAUAAAAUGGCGAGGAAACAUCAAACAUUUCUGUAACCUAUUUUGUGUCUUGGAGUUUUGUCAUCGUCAGCAAAUUAUGAAUGACCCUUUUUCACAAAAUAAAGUAAAUAUUUCUAAGGCACACAUUGCUUCAGUGGCGCUCCCUGCUGCAAGGACAAAUACAACACCAGUUAUAACCAAUGUGGUGUCAUUGGCAAAAAUAUCUCCUGCCCAGUCCACAGGGAGUGGUGUUUUAAAAGGUGCAGUUGUUACUAAAGAGGCAACAAAGAUCAUUGAAAAUUCCUAACCUUCAGAACCAUCUUCUCAGCUAUCCACCGUCUCCAGGACCAGCCAGCAUUGUCUUUAUUACCACCAGUCAAUCAAGAACUCCCAGAUUAAUCAGAAUUAUUCCACCAAGGUGGAGGCCAGCAUGAAACACAUGGUCAACCUGCAUCUGAAGGCCUCCCACACGUACUGCUCUCUGCACAUCCAUUUCCACCAUAGCACUGUGGCUCUGGAGAAUGUGGGCCACUUCUCCUGAGAGUUGGUCUCUUGAAGAUACAAACCUGGUGCAGUGGCUGUGCAGAAGCUGUCCCAAGAUGAGUGAGGUAGAACCCUAGACACUGUGGACACUGCUGUGGUCAUGGAGAAGAACCUAAACCAAGCCCUUUUGGGUCUUCAUACCCUGGUUCUGCCUGUGCAGACCUCCGGCUCUGUGACGUCCUGGAGAAUCACUUCACAGAUGAGGAGGUGAAACUCAGCAAGAAGUUGGGCAUCCACCUGACAGAUUGGCUGCCGUUGGGCCGGCAGGUGUCCCUUUGAGGGGUCAACCUCAACUCCAGAAGGGCUCAGAGCCUCUGGCCCAGCUGCCACUUGCAUCCCCCAGGUGUCAGGACUUCUGCCUGAACAUCUUCCUAAAGCCACUAGGCAGCUUUUUAAUGACCCAGGAGUCCUCUCCCAAGCCAUGGACCAAAUGGAGACAGUAAAGGUUUUGCAGGAAAAGAGAAAAGACCUUAGUCUAUAGAUAUACUAGCACAUGCAGAAUCAAUUUGUAUGUAAGGAUAUUUAUUUGUUUAUAGUAGCAAAAGAUUUGUAACAUUUAAUGUUCAGCAGCAGGGACUUUUCAAAUUACAUAUAGUGCAUUCAGUGUAUAAAAGUGUUAACAGGCAGCUUUGUUUAAAGUUAUAUGAAAAUACCUCCAAGAUAGUUAGCUAAGUGGCAAAGCAAGGUGCUGACCUUGCUGAUAAUAUGCUACCAUGUGUAAAGGCUGAGUGCUGAAGAAUUGAUGCUUUUGAACUGUGGUGCUGGAGAAGACUCUUGAGAGUCCCUUGGACAGCAAGUCAGUCCUAAAGGAAAUCAAUCCUGAAU